Messenger RNA from Scatophagus argus, 1854 nucleotides. It is a transcript of the gene mcl1b, whose product is annotated as MCL1 apoptosis regulator, BCL2 family member b. Gene Ontology annotation, cellular component: mitochondrial outer membrane. Gene Ontology annotation, molecular function: protein homodimerization activity; channel activity; protein heterodimerization activity. The record is from RefSeq and is a predicted model, not a curated record. The transcript has 3 exons. NCBI's taxonomy places the organism in Eukaryota, Metazoa, Chordata, Actinopteri, Scatophagidae. The coding region runs from base 174 to 1034 and encodes 286 amino acids. Gene Ontology annotation, biological process: extrinsic apoptotic signaling pathway in absence of ligand; intrinsic apoptotic signaling pathway in response to DNA damage; release of cytochrome c from mitochondria.
CGGAGCGACUAGGAAGGGCUUGCUCUUUCAUUGCCACCCUGUUAUGGAGUUAGUGUGAAGAAAGGGGAAGGCUAGCUUUUUGUUUCAGACAGGCUAGCAACAACCUUUAACUAUCUUACUUUUUUUUCUAACCCAAACAAGUAAGCGUAGUUUUUACAUACAUAAUCAUCCAAAUGAAUAUCAUUCCGCAACGGGCUGCGUUCAACCUUACUACCGGAGCCAUCAGCGUUAUGCUUCCUCAAAAUGGAGUCGUGGAAGGACGGCUGCACUACGUCUCAGGAGAGUCGUCCCCUCAAAUUGCAACGGACUCUGCUAUGGACUCUCACAACGCGAAUGUGGGGUCCUCCGACACCCCGAAACGGCCUACGAUCCUGGGAGUGAAGGCAGCACAAAAGUAUCCGACAAAAAGCCUUCGAGAGGACAGCGACGACGUCGACGAAGGCUCUUUGCCGUGUACGCCGGAGUUGCAGUCGGACAGUGAAAUGGAUGUCCACAGUUGUUCGGCGGGGGAUGAAGCGUUGGAGACCGACACAAGGCAACUCAUUACCCGCUUUCUGGCACAAUUUACUGGACUUGUGAAACCUCAGUGGAAUCAAGGCAAGAGAUUAUCAACAAUGACAAGAGUUGUGGAUAGCGUCUUGGCAAAACACAGAUACGCGUACAAUGGUAUGAUCAACAGGCUGUCAGCGAGUGACCAAGGGGGCGAUGUGAGUUUUGUCAGCGAGGUGGCCACAAGCCUGUUUGCAGAUGGACACACCAACUGGGGUCGCAUCGCCAGCCUGGUAGCCUUCGGGGCGGUGGUGUCCCAGUACCUGAAGGACAAGGGCAACCAGAACUGUGUGGAGCUGGUGGGACAGGAAAUUUCCACAUACCUGCUCUCUGCCCAGCGAGACUGGCUGAUCAAAAACAACGCCUGGGAUGGCUUUGUCGAGUUCUUUCGGGUAGCAGACCCAGAGUCCACUGUGAGGAACGCACUCAUGGCCUUUGCUGGAGUUGCUGGGAUCGGGGCGACGCUGGCCCUGUUGAUCAGGUGAAUUUCUCGGACACCCAGAGCGUUGUUUUCAGCAAGCUGUCAGACUUUGACUUGACAUCGGACUUGAAAGGCUUCACAGCUGAAUUGAGGAUAACAUCAGUGGUUUCUGUGCUCUUUUCCUGGGCUCUCGUCCACCUCUGACCACAAAAUAAGAGAAAUCUUUUUUUUUUUUUUGACUGUUGACGAACAUGGACAGAUUUCACUUCACAACAGUCAUCUGUCAAACAAGUUUUAUUUAAUUUACAAAGAAAUUUAUUUUUCUAAUAAAUGUAAAAUGUAUAUCUAUGCAAAUUAAAGUAGUUUUGGGUUGUCAGUUGACCUGAUUUCUUUUUUCUUUUUUUUUGGUAGCUUGGUAAUGGCUCUGUUUAAUAAUUAUAUUGCAAUUCCCUGGUGGUUAUGGUAUUUGUACGCAAGCCUGAGGUCAAAGCAGGGAGGGAAAACUGCAUUUUGCCAUUUCCAUAGAGCCCAUUCAUAACACCGCCGGAUCUUUUGUGUGGACAUCCCAUCCAUAUGAGAGGAGGAGGGGGGAGGAUUUGCAUGAGUGUGGCUCUACUUCCGUGAUAAGAAAAUGUUGGAUCUGCACUUGGAGACGAGAGCAACCUCAUGCGGGACAUUUAGCUGUACGGCAGCCUGGAAAGUGUGAGUCUGUUGGAAGAAUUGACCAAGGACUCUGACUGUGCAGUUAGUGUUGAUUGACUGCUGCACCAAAGCUGGCCAUAGCUGGAACAUGAUGUUGGUCCUCUGUGAGAAGAACGCAGACUGAUUAAUAGACCAGACCCAGUUGUAAGCUUUGAAAUAAUAAAAAGAAGACACACAAUUCA